This is a messenger RNA of Helicoverpa armigera (cotton bollworm), 2781 nucleotides long. Its product is annotated as neural cell adhesion molecule 1. The coding region runs from base 228 to 2600 and encodes 790 amino acids. The record is from RefSeq and is a predicted model, not a curated record. NCBI's taxonomy places the organism in Eukaryota, Metazoa, Arthropoda, Insecta, Lepidoptera, Noctuidae. The transcript has 18 exons.
CGUCGGCAGGGGUGGCCGCUUUGCUCCGUAAUUUUCACAAUUUUCCGAUCGUGUGUGAACUUUUAGUGAUUGCAAAUUUUGCCUGUGAGAGUGUUUUGUUUUUUUAUAGUUUUGACAAAGGGAUGUUGUUUGCAGACUAAUCUAAAAUAAGUGUACAAACAUUCAUAGCGCGUCAACAGACAAUGUAGAACGUUAUGUCAAAAUGACAGCCCGCCAUUAAAUACAAGAUGGCGGCCAGUUUUGGCGGGAGAGUGGCGUGGCGCGCGCUACUGUUCGCGGUACUUCUGGACAAUGUAAUUUGUCAGGUUGGCUGGACUGAAACUAAUGAAGACUUGGUUGACUUUGUUCCAGUGUCGACCGUGGAGGUGGAAGCCGUAGUUGGCCGUACCGCGUCUCUGCCGUGCGACAUCGAGCCUGACUCCAAUGAGGAUCGAGUUUAUAUGGUGCUCUGGUUCCGGCAUUCUGGAGGGAAGCCGUUGUACAGUUUCGACGUCCGAGGCCGAAGUUUCAACAAAGCUCUCCACUGGUCUGAUCCCCUCGCUUUCGGAAGAAGGGCCUACUUCGUCACCAUGUCCAGACCCUCAGCCCUCACGGUGGAUGCUGUCCAGCUUGAUGAUGAAGGCGUCUACAGGUGUAGGGUCGACUUUAAGAACUCACCGACUAGGAAUUUCCAGAUUAAGCUUAAUGUUGUUGUACCUCCACAUCAGCUUCUGCUGUACGACGAAGCGGGUCGCGAUGUCGCCGGUGUGGUGGGUCCCUUAGAGGAGGGAGGCAACUUCACACUGCUCUGCGAAUUGAGAGGGGGUCGUCCCCAACCAACUCUAACCUGGCUGAUCAACAACCGGCAGAUAGACGACCACACAAUCCUCAAGAAUGACGGCAAGGUGAUCGUCAGCCGCAUCAGCAUCGGUGGCGCCGAGAGAAGCUGGCUGAACACCAGCAUCAGGUGUCAAGCUACUAACACUCCCUUGCUGAGUCCUCAUGAAAGAACUGCGAGAGUGGAGAUGCAUUUACGACCUACAUCAGUGAUGAUUACCAACAAGCCGGGACAGAUGUCAGCAGACUCGGAGAUCACAAUCAUCUGCGUGACCCACGGGAGCAGACCAGCGGCGCAAGUCACGUGGUUCAGAGAGAAUAGACGAUAUACCAGGGGGAAGCACAGCGAGUUCACCAAUGAGACCACGACUGUCAGCAAACUGACCAUGCUCCCUCAGCCAGAAGAUGAUGGAGCGAUGAUCAGGUGUCGAGCUGAUAAUCCGGUGUUGAGGAUCGCUCUUGAAGACGCCUUUAGAAUGAGUGUUGUUUACAGACCAGUGCUGACCAUGUCUCUGGGCAGCACCUUAAACCCUAACGACAUAAAGGAAGGAGAUGAUGUCUACUUCGAAUGCAACAUUAAAGCGAACCCUAAGGAACAUCGGAUCUCCUGGUACCAUAACGAUGUCCAAGUAAGCCAGAACAUGUCUUCAGGAGUGUUCAUCAGCACCAAGUCGCUAGUUCUGCAGAGGGUGACGAAGAGGGAUGGUGGACUGUAUACCUGCAGAGCAGCCAACCAAAUGGGAGAGUCCAGCAGUCAGGCUGUAUAUCUUAGAGUGCAAUACGCCCCAGUCUGCGCACAACCGUCACCGCUGCUGAUCGGAGCGCGACUGGACGAGCCGCUGCGCGUGCGCUGCACCGUGAACGCGGACCCCGCUGAUGUCACGUUCUACUGGCAGUUCAAUAACAGUGGGGAGAGCUUUCAGGUGUCACCUGCUAGAUAUGUGUCAACGGGUGGUACUUCAAGCGAGCUUCGGUACCGAGCCGCCAGCGAGCGCGACUACGGCGCGUUGCUAUGUCGAGCUACCAAUGCGGUGGGGCGACAGAAACGGCCCUGUGUCUUUCAGAUCGUUCCUGCUGCUCGUCCAUCCCCACCACGCAACUGCACCGCCAAACGCCUGCUACUCCGCAAUGAGCCCCACUUGUCCGUCAAAUGCGCCGCGGGGUACGACGGGGGACUGAAUCAACACUUCACGUUGGACGUGUUGGGGGAAAACAGCAAAGUCCUCGCCAAUACUACUGCUAAUUUUGUUGAUCUAAUAGUAUGGUUCAACAUCAGCUGGACAGCAGUGGAGUCUCUUGACGAAGAUGAAGACCUUGCAGUGACAGCUCGCAACAGCAAGGGCGCGUCAGAUCCUGUACUGCUGAGAGAUCUGGUCUUUAGAGAUGCGGAGAAGAGGGCAGAAAGCACAACUCGAGCGGAAACGAAGUUCCCAACGGCAGCUGCGUUCGCGGGACUCGCUGCUAUACUGACAGCCGCAGGCGCAAUCGCCGUGCUAGCUGUUAGAAAGAGAGGCGAAACAACUACCACCAGCAAGCGACCAUCACAAAGCGUGGUGCAGGUAGACGCUCAGGGGAGGCGGUUCCUCAUAGCCUACCCUGCGCCCGCAGACAAGCUGGAGACCAAGCCGGACAUAUUGAACCCUAAGGCUGAGAAUGAGCCUCCCCGCGUGGUGCUGGAGUCGAGUGACAACAAGAGCUACAGCAUCAGGGAGGCGACCAGCGAACCUCACAAGUCAGCGUACAGCCCACCUCCUACUGCAGAGAAUAUGAUACCAGAGAGAUAGCAUAUGGAUCAAAUCCAGAGUGAUAUGUAAAUAAAAUACCAAAGACUAUAAAAAAUUGUACAUUUAUUAAAUGAUGCCAACAACUAAUUGUUAGUUAAUAAGUUAAUGAUUAUAGAAUUUAUGAUAGACAAACUCUUCCAUAUCAAUUUAAUUAUUGUAAAUUAUAAAGAUUUUUUGUCUC